AGUCAUUUUGUUAAAAUGUCAAAUAAAAACUUUGGUGUCUUAAUAAUUACCUUGCUGGUAUUUUGCGCAGUUCUUGGAGUCAAUUCACAUAACGAUAAUCCGGGACAGUUACCAACGAAUUGUGCUGAAGCAUUAAGAAAUUAUAAAAAUAGUGGCAUCUACCAAAUUUAUAUACCAAAAUCAGGACUUAAGCCAUUUUACGUAUACUGUCUGCGAGAUCCAAACAAUGGUCCCGGGUGGACAAUUAUUCAAAGGCGUCAGGAUGGUGCUAUAAACUUCUUUCGCAAAUGGAUUGAUUAUAAAUUAGGUUUCGGUAAUCUGGAGGGCGAAUACUUUAUUGGAUUAGAGAAAUUACAUGCUAUGACAAAUAAUGGAAUUCAGGAAUUAUGGUUUCAAUUAGAAGAUUUUGCGAAUGAAACUCGUACUGCAUAUUAUAGUAGUUUUGCUAUUGAUGAUGAGAGUGCGAAAUACUCAUUAAGUAUGGUUGGUAAAUAUUCUGGCAAUGCAGGAGACUCUUUUACUGUUCACGCUGGUGCAAAGUUCUCAUCAUAUUUAUCGUAGUUUAAGAGUAUUUGCUUUAGGUAAUAAAUAUUUUU
This is a messenger RNA of Teleopsis dalmanni, 596 nucleotides long. RefSeq names its product angiopoietin-related protein 2-like. The transcript is spliced from 2 exons. Bases 16 to 561 code for a protein of 181 amino acids. The record is from RefSeq and is a predicted model, not a curated record. Lineage: Eukaryota; Metazoa; Arthropoda; Insecta; Diptera; Diopsidae.